CUGUGCCGCAGACGUUACCGACCGACGCCGAACGAAACACCCGGGAGCGCAGCACAGCGACAGCAAGACACCGCCUCUUCCAUUCUUCUAACAGGUACUCCGGACUUUACCUUUCUUUGUAGUAGCAACAAACAAACAGCAACAAUGGUCAGUGAACUAGAGAACUCGAUAGUCGAUACCGACAGGCAAAGAACGAUGCGGAAGGCGCAAUAGGGCCGGGAGGGCAAAAAGAGAGAAAGAGAAGCUAGCGAGAGAGAGACAGCAAGCACUGCCCCAGAGAGAACGAAACAAACCCGACGGGAACCACGAGUCUUUCGACCACGCAGACGGGCGAUAGGGACGCCCGGCACGGCACGGCUAGAAUCGGAAGCGGCAAAACGGAAGGGAACGGAACCGAGCCGAGACGAGYGGAUCCUCGGGUGCCGCCGUGCCGACCACACACGGUGGUUGUUGAGCAACGGGAAACGCCACGCAACACCACGCGACACCCCGCGAGACGGGCCCCCGACCCGGUGUCGUGGGAUUGUGUCGAGUCGUGCUGUGCUGUCUGUGUGAGAGGUGGUUUUCCCACACCCACGAGAAGAGAUCCCCCGCCGAAGUUGUGUGGAAGGAGAAAGGGUGGGACUCGUUGCAUUGCACCGCACUGCAUUGCAUUCCAUUCCACCGGAAGGAAGGCAAGGCCGCGCACCGCAGCGCAACGACCCGAUGGAACCAGAAGCAGUAYCAUGGCAUCUCAUCGCGUGGCCUCUCGGCAACAACCCCACCCCGCACAUCCUGUCGAUCUCGAGGCAAACGAACCCAAACAGCGUCUCCCGGCAGGUUUCUCUCUCUCUCGCUCUCCCACGCUUUCCCCCUCCAUCUCUCUCUGCUCCCGGACCCUGGCUUGGCCGGAACCCUUUGCACCGCAYSCUUUGGCUUUGCCUGGAACGCCCGGGCCUUUUGUCGAAGCGUCUCGUGUGGGUCUUUCGUUUUCGUUUCAUCGUUCUCUUUCUCACACUUUUUCUUGUUGCUUCCGACAGGGUAUCACUCGCGAAGGACGACACAAGCGCCGGGAAACCGGAGGACGCCGCGCCCAGUUCUGCAAGAAGCGCAAGUACGAUCUCGGACGCCCCGCCGCCAUGACCAAGAUCGGCGAGCCCCGCAUCCACAAGGUCCGCUGCCGGGGGGGAAACUCCAAGUUCCGGGCCCUCCGCCUGGACUCUGGAAACUUUUCCUGGGGAUCCGAGGUCUGCACCCGCAAGGUCCGUGUCCUCGACGUGGCCUACAACUCGACCAACAACGAACUGGUCCGAACCAAGACCCUCGUCAAGGGCGCCAUURUCGUCAUUGACGCCCACGCCUUUAAGGCCUGGUACGAGUCCCACUACGGGGUCAAGAUUGGCGUCAAGAAGAACAACAAGGAGGGCGAAACCUCGGGACAGUCGAUCGACCUCUCCUCCAAGUCCGCCCAGGUCGCCAAGAAGCUCAAGGCCCGACAGGCCGACCGCACCCUCGACGAGGCCCUCGACGCGCAGUUUGCCUCGGGACGCGUCCUCGCCAAGAUCUCCUCCCGGCCCGGACAGUCCGGUCGCUGCGACGGGUACAUUUUGGAGGGCAAGGAGCUCGCCUUUUACCAGCGCAUGAUGCACAAGAAAUAGGCAAGCUAGCCAGCAAGCACACCUUGCCGUGCCAAGCCACGCGAGCCCCCGCUUUUCCGGCCCGCAACACACGGCCGGCCCGUSCAGCACCGAAACGAGCAGCGCAUCCACCCAAAGGGUGCCGUUCGUGUACACUACUGUACGGACACGAACCACUUACCACUACUAUUGAAAUAACUUCACUUUUUAAACGGACCUUUCAACACUACGGUAGCCUAGUACACGGUAGCAUAGCACACGGUAACACACCGCAAACGCCCUCGUGGCAAAUACGUUUCGAAGGAGAAGAAASUCUUUCAAACSCUCGACCCAAUCACACCGUGUAGCUCCGACAAGAAAGCAAGCGGUUGAWAAAAUGGUCGGAAUUCRAAUCCGUUCCUCUUUUGUCGAAUGGCAGCAUAGAUUGAUACCUGUCUCGAAUACUACGGUACGACGAGUUUCCACUGUAUCUUACUCUUGAAAAUACAACGCUACCGUACCGUACUUUCAAAGAACUACAGACUCGGCAUCAAAGGCUAGGCUGCGACGUGUCCGCCGGUGGUCUCGUAAAAACAGGAGCAACGCAACAUCAAAACCACCAAGACACCAGAUCCAUCUGACAUUCGAAGCAAACCAUAGAGCCACUACUAGUACGUACGAAUUCAUUAUAUGAAAAACUACUGCUUCCAAUCCGAGACGUUCGAACGUCAAUCCCGGGCAUUCAAAAUUUCCGAAACUACUAGAAAACACGAGUGAUCCAGCAGGUCAUCGCAAUAGCUCUCAAGAAGGGGAUCGAGUGAGAAGGUAUACAGACACAAAAUCAAAUACGAAGAAGGAGAGCCUUGAAGGAGGACCAACAGCACUGAAUAAUAAGGAUACCAUGUU
Messenger RNA from Pseudo-nitzschia multistriata, 2501 nucleotides. The record is from the annotation of a GenBank genome assembly. Lineage: Eukaryota; Bacillariophyta; Bacillariophyceae; Bacillariales; Bacillariaceae.